AUGGAUGGUCUGAUCAACGAGAAGAAAACCGCACAGUUUGUGCCACCAUUCUAUAAAAACGCUUCCAAACUCCUGCGAUUUGUGCAUUAUACGGUGUGUGCGUUGUUGCCGGUUCUGUUUCUCCUAGUAUUGACAGAUAAUGAGCAGCCGUUCUAUGGCACCAAGGACAGAGACGAACUCAGGAUGCUAGGAAUGUUUCUUUUUUCAUUGGUCAGUUGGAGAAUCAGCAACAAGUUUGGAGUCAAGAAUUCUGCCUUACUCGGUCUGUUCUUCUGGUCAGGACUCAUCUUAGUACGGUUUGCAUUAUGUAAGGCAGGAGUGACUUUCAUGGGCACUGCUCUCUCGCUAUUAACCGUUCUAUUCAAGCAAACAACUUUGAUCGCCUUGGGACGCCUUGCAUUGUGGAACGUUCCUCACCUCCACUUUUUGGUAUGGUUUUAUGGGCUCUCACUUCUGCCCCGAGUGAAAUUGGGCAACAAGUACCUUCUAGAUGCAUUUGGCCAGAACCUGCUACUUCCGUGCUUCUGCGGAGUCUUUUGGUUCGACCUCUUGUUCUGGCUCAAACCAGACUGGAUUCAGCCGGUGAACGAAGGCCAUUUCUGA
Molecule: messenger RNA, 603 nt
Organism: Candidozyma pseudohaemuli
Lineage: Eukaryota; Fungi; Ascomycota; Pichiomycetes; Serinales; Metschnikowiaceae
Exons: 1
Coding region: 1-603 (200 amino acids)
Source: RefSeq, a predicted model, not a curated record